AUGACGACGACCCACGUGCUGUCGCUUCCCUUUCGGAAGUCGACCCAGCUGUCACUGUCGCGGGCGAUCCAGCAGUACAUCUCUUUGAAGUACGACCAACACCCGGACAUGUUCCGCCAGGACCUCGACACCAUCGACACCUUGCGCCGUGAGGCCAUCAACGUCCGAGAACCCCACCCGAGUGGCAUCAAGAAGCUCCAGACCUACGCCGCCCAGCUGGUGUGGAUUGGCGGCAAGUUCCCCAUCGAUGUCGGCGCCGACUUCACGUGGUACCCGGCCCUGGGCUACCACACCGAACACCCUCUCGUCCAGAACAACCUCAAGUACGAGCUGAUGAACGUGCUUUACAACCUCGCCGCCCUCUACUCCCAGCUGGCCAUGGCCUCCAACCGCAACAGCACCGAAGGCCUCAAGACCGCCGCCAGCUGGUUCUCCCAAGCCGCCGGCGUCCUCACCCACAUCAAGACCCAAGUCCUGCCCGAGCUGCGCAUGCCCAACCCGCCCGACGACAUGGACGAAUCCACCCUCGAGUCCCUCACACAGCUCUUCCUUGCCGAAGCCCAAGAGUGUUACUGGCAAAAAGCCGUUAUGGACGGUUACAAGGACGCCUCUAUCGCCAAGUUAGCCGCCCGCGUCUCCGACCUCUACAACGAAGCCGGCGAGGCCGCCAUGCGCAGCGAGGCCAUUAGCUCGGCCUGGAUUCACCACAUGAGUGCCAAACACCACCACUUCGCUGCCGCCGCUCAGUUCCGCGCAGCCAACGAUUGUCUCGAACGGAAACAAUACGGCGAAGAGAUUGCCCGGUUGCGGGAUGCCCUCGCCUGCGUGAACGAAGGGUUGAAAGAGACCCGAGGUGGCUACCUCAGCAAAGCCGUCGUCGAAGACCUACACGGCCUGAAGCGUCGCCUAGAAGAGGAUCUCAAGCGCGCCGAGAUCGACAACGACCGCGUUUACCUGCACAUUGUGCCGCCCAAGACCGAGCUCAAGCGCCUCGACCGCGCCAACAUGGCCGUUGCCCGCGUGCCUCCCCAGGUCGCCAAGCCGUACGAGUUUCUGGGUGACUACAAUUCCGAGUUCGGCCCGGCUCUGUUCACCAAACUAGUUCCCUUCGCCGUACACGUGGCAGUUUCCAUAUACGAAGAGCGCCGCGACAGGCUUGUCAACAACUCCAUCAUCUCCGAGCUCGAGUCCAUGACAUCCCAGCUUCACGAGAUCCUCUCCUCUCUCAACCUUCCCGGCUCCUUACAAGCUCUCGAAAAGCCGCUCGGCCUUCCCGGCACCUUGGUCCAACACGCCGACGAAAUACGCCAGGCCGACGCCCUCUACCGAUUGCAGCAGGGCUUUGCCGAUAUUGAGAAGCUCUGCAAUUCGGACCUGGCAAUCUUUGAAGAAGGCCGGUCUCUCCUUCUCGCCGAAGAGGAAGAAGACAACCGGCUGCGUCUCAAGUACGGCACCGAGAGAUGGAACCGCCCACAAUCUCGUCAGGACCCGUCUCCCAAUGGCGGCGCAAAGCUCUGGCGCCAGGCACAGGAUAUUGAGGGUUACUUUGGCUCUUCAACAGCCUCGGACCAGGUAGUCCGCGAAAAGUUCAACGCCGUGAAGGACACGCUGGCCAUUCUUGCCGGGUCCGACCGAACAAUAAUGGAUUCCAUCCCCAACUCGCGACGCACCGACAUCCCCGAGAGCUUGAAGCCGGCCCUCGGAAGGCUGCGAAGCGCCUAUAACGAUGUGCAGCGUCUCGAGUCCCGUCGGCGCAAGCGCGUCGAAUCUUUGCGCGCCCGGUCUCGUGCAGACGACAUCAAGCCUGACAUCCUCGUCGAAGCGGCCCGUUUAGAACGCGCAUACCCGACCACCGCCAUCGCGACAGCGCACUUUGAGGACUUCUUUGAGAAGCGUCUCGACCGCCUAUACGAGUCGGAGCUGGAGGCUGUAGAAAGGGAUAAGCAGGAGCAGGAGAAGAUCGUCCAGGAGGUUAGGAGGGCGAAUAAGGAGUUUGAGGCGCAGAAGAGACAGGUAGACCGGGCUGGAGGAGGCAGUGGAGAGAGGGAGAAGGCGCUGCAGAAGCUCGAUGGAGCGUACUACAAGUAUAAGGAGAUUGUGAGCAAUGUUGAGGUCGGCAGAAAGUUUUAUAAUGAUUUGAGCCAGAUUGUGGAGCAAUGGAGGGGAUUGGUCAGGGGGUGGGUGAGUGAGCGGAUGAGGGAUGCCAGGAGUCUUGAAGAGGAAAUCAAUAUGCCCCCUCUGUCUUCCCUCAACAUGCACCACCAACCAUCUUUCUCGUAUCAACAACACCAACACCAACAACCUCCACCGCCGCCCCAGAUUCCUUUCCCCGAACCCAUCCAGGCUCAUCAGCCAAUAGUCGAACAAGCCCACAUCCAAAGCUGGGCAGACAACGUACCGCAGCAACAGCCGAAGCCAGUAGCUCCUGGUGUGUGGGCACCCAACAUGGGGAUAAACUUUGGUUCACCUGGUGGCCAGGGACAGCAACAACAACAACAACAACAACAACAACAACAACAACAACAACAACAACAACAACAUCAAGAGCAGGGGCAACAAGGACCGGUGAACGCCACUUGGGAUCCUUCACAGGGGAUCCGGUUUGGUUAG
Molecule: messenger RNA, 2610 nt
Organism: Sordaria macrospora k-hell
Lineage: Eukaryota; Fungi; Ascomycota; Sordariomycetes; Sordariales; Sordariaceae
Biological process (GO): multivesicular body sorting pathway
Cellular component (GO): endosome
Molecular function (GO): protein binding
Source: RefSeq, a predicted model, not a curated record